This is a messenger RNA of Lytechinus variegatus (green sea urchin), 662 nucleotides long. RefSeq lists its product as uncharacterized. The transcript has 3 exons. Lineage: Eukaryota; Metazoa; Echinodermata; Echinoidea; Temnopleuroida; Toxopneustidae. The coding region runs from base 181 to 531 and encodes 116 amino acids. The record is from RefSeq and is a predicted model, not a curated record. Gene Ontology annotation, molecular function: calcium ion binding.
CAUGUAACCAUGCCUUCUUCAUCAUCUUGAGAUGGAGAGGGUGUAUUUAAUGCGAUCAAGGGGUACAUACACAUUCAUUUCUAGACUGGCUGGCCAGAUUAACCAGAUGUAUCUUUCUUGAAAGUUGUUGUGACAGAUUGUUGUUCAUUAUUGUAGGAUAUUCAGUGGUUUGAUUCACAUAUGAACAACUUGGUAUACAGCGUUAUCACCAUGCAAGCCUUCCCCGUCUUUCUGGCUUCACUCGUUUUGGCCUUCGUUGCAGCAACAUCGUCCAACACAGCACAAGCGCAGAGGCAUCACAAGAAGAUCGUCAUCGGGAGAAGAGCUGGACAAGAAGAACUCCCUCUAUAUUCAGAAGACAGCCAUGCUAACUUUUUCUCUCUUUAUGAUAUUGAUGGUGAUGGGUUCUUAUCUCAAAGAGAAUUUUACACGCUGCCUCUGUACAGAGAUCCACCACCAUGUGAUUUAUCGUUGCUAGCUGAGGCAAUCAAAGACGAAAUCAAGACGAACCAAGAUGUGUGGAGGCGGUAAAGCCAUGUCAAUUACUUUGGUUAGUGAUUUUUUUUAAAUCACUAGUGUUAAUUAAAAAGUUGUAAUCGAACUGAUGUCAACCGAUUGUCUUUUUUAUUCGCUGGUGUCAAUCGAAAAAGUUUUGAGUAUAU